GGUCAACAUUUGUUGGACUUUGACAACUUUUGUUGGUUGUCCCAUAGGAAUUAAGAGGGCAAAAAGAACACAAAUUCACCCCAAAAUAGAAAUAGAAAACCUCUUUAAAAACCUUCAUUUGUUCAAAACAUUUCCCAUUCAUGCACAUCAUCUCCUUGGUUCUCUCUCCCCAUCUUGGCUCUGCCAUUUUUUUUUUACCCCUGAGCUAAGAUGAGUGAGAACAUGCUUCCACAGAUCGGCAGCUCCAACUCCUUCGAUGACGACGGCCGCCUCAAGAGAACCGGGACUAUUUGGACGGCAAGUGCCCACAUUAUAACGGCGGUCAUAGGGUCCGGGGUGCUUUCACUUCCAUGGUCUGUUGCUCAGCUCGGCUGGGUCGCAGGCCCAAUAGCCUUGCUCCUGUUCUCUGUCAUCAGUUACUACACCGCCACCCUUCUGGCAGACUGCUACCGAACGGGUGAUCCUGUAUCCGGAAAGAGGAACUACACUUACAUGAAUGCUGUCCAUUCUAUUCUUGGUGGAGCAAGGUUCAAGCUCUGUGGUACCAUCCAGCACGUGGACCUGUUCGGAACUGGCAUUGGAUACACCAUCGGAGCAGUUCUCAGCAUGAUGGCAAUCGAGCAAUCCUCUUGUUUACGUGACAGCGGAGGGCAGGACCCAUGCCCCGUGUCGAGCAACCGAUACAUGAUUGCGUUUGGGGUGAUUCAGAUUGUGCUGUCUCAGAUUCCAAACUUUACUCACAUAUGGUGGCUCUCGAUUGUGGCUUCUAUCAUGUCCUUCACCUACUCAGGCAUCGGCCUCGCCCUUGGAAUCACCAAAGUUGCAGCUUCCGGGACUUUCAAGGGCACUCUCACGGGGAUAAGCGUCGGAACGAUCACAGAGGCCCAAAGGAUGUGGAGAAUCUUCCAAGCUCUUGGAAACAUUGCAUUUGCUUACUCAUUUGCUCUCGUCCUCAUUGAAAUUCAGGAUGUCAUAAAAUCUCCACCAGCAGAAUCUAAGACGAUGAAGAAGGCUACGUUACUCAGCUCUGUAGCCACGGCCAUUUUCUACAUGCUCUGCGGGUGCAUGGGCUAUGCAGCCUUUGGAGAUCUUGCCCCUGGGAAUCUCCUUAGCGGCUUCGGCUACUUCAAAGCCUUCUGGAUCCUCGACAUUGCAAAUGCAGCCAUCGCCAUCCACCUUGUCGGGGCAUACCAGGUCUACUGCCAGCCCCUCUUUGCCUUCAUUGAGGAUUCAACUGCUAAUCGCUGGCCUGACAGUGACUUCAUCACCAAGGAAUUCAAUGUCCCAAUCCCGGGUGUCAGCUGGAAGCUAAACCGCCUCAGGAUGGUGAACAGAACGAUCUUUGUGUGCCUCACCACUAUAAUUUCAAUGCUUCUCCCAUUCUUUAAUGAUAUAGUUGGGAUCCUAGGGGCAAUAGGAUUCUGGCCUCUCACGGUCUAUUUCCCGAUCGAGAUGUACAUUAAACAGAAGGGCAUCAAGAAAUGGAGCAUAAGAUGGGUCUGCCUACGAACACUGAGCAUUGCAUGCCUCGUGGUUACUCUCCUGGCAUUAGCCGGUUCGAUCGCUGGGGUCGUGUAUAACCUUAAGACCUUCCGGCCGUUCAAGACUGACCUAUUAAACAAAGUCCAAGUAUAGAAAAUGGAGUAUCUUCGGACUCGGAAAUUGGAAUUUGGUUCAUUGUCUCUGGAAAUUGAAUGUCCUAACUAGGGUAGUGUCUGGUGUGGUUUGUGGCUGGCCGUGAAACUUUAUACUUCGGGCUUAGCUCUCUAUUCUUUCUACAGAAGAACUUCUGUAGCCAUUUGAUUUUUAUGUGAAUAAUAUUAUUCAUUCAUAUCGACU
Punica granatum (pomegranate) is the source of this 1839-nucleotide messenger RNA. The record is from RefSeq and is a predicted model, not a curated record. NCBI's taxonomy places the organism in Eukaryota, Viridiplantae, Streptophyta, Magnoliopsida, Myrtales, Lythraceae.